This is a messenger RNA of Clunio marinus, 213 nucleotides long. NCBI's taxonomy places the organism in Eukaryota, Metazoa, Arthropoda, Insecta, Diptera, Chironomidae. The record is from the annotation of a GenBank genome assembly.
AUGGCGCGAUUUAGGGCAGAAGAAAAUGUUCGGGGACGUUGGUGUAAGGUUUUGGUUGGAAACCGUGGAGUGAUUGGCAGCCCUGAGUGUUAUUGCGCCAAAAAGAGAAGAAUAAAGAUAAGAUUGGCAGCUCUUUGUGUUAUCGCGCCAAAAGAAAAAGAAAAAGAAAAAGAGAAAGAGAAAGAGAAAGAGAAAGAGAAAGAGAAAGAAUAA